Molecule: messenger RNA, 5580 nt
Organism: Ooceraea biroi (clonal raider ant)
Lineage: Eukaryota; Metazoa; Arthropoda; Insecta; Hymenoptera; Formicidae
Gene: Tps1
Product: Trehalose-6-phosphate synthase 1
Biological process (GO): trehalose biosynthetic process
Cellular component (GO): cytosol
Molecular function (GO): trehalose-phosphatase activity; alpha,alpha-trehalose-phosphate synthase (UDP-forming) activity
Source: RefSeq, a predicted model, not a curated record
AUGUCUACAGAACCAGGUAGCUUCACCUCCAACAGCAGAAUGAUUGUCGUGAGCAACAGGUUGCCGUUUGUGCUUAAGCGGAACGAGACGACCGGUCAGCUGGAACGUAAAGCCAGUGCCGGUGGCCUGGUAACCGCGGUAGCGCCAGUUGUCAUAAACGGAAAUGGAGUUUGGGUCGGAUGGCCGGGCAUGCACAUGGAAAAUCCGGACGAACCGAUUCCCGAAUCCGAUCCCAACGAUCGUACCCCCACAGCCGGCCUGUUAUCUCGCAAAGUGGUUGCGGUGCACGUUGACGCCAACGUCUUUGAUUCAUAUUACAACGGGUGCUGCAAUGGAACCUUCUGGCCUCUCUUCCACUCGAUGCCGGAUCGAGCAACCUUCAUCGCGGAGCAUUGGCGCGCGUAUUCCACGGUCAACGAAGAGUUUGCUGCAAAGACGGUCGGUGCGUUGGAAGAAAUGUACAAGGAACAGGAGAACCAGCCCAACGGCACGCCAUUGGUAUGGGUUCACGACUAUCAUUUAAUGUUGGCUGCCAACUGGAUCAGGCAAGCUGCUGAGGAGAAGGAUCUCAGAUUGAAAUUAGGCUUCUUCCUUCACAUACCCUUUCCACCGUGGGAUAUUUUCAGGCUCUUUCCAUGGGCCGACGAAAUCCUGCAGGGUAUGCUCGGAUGCGACAUGGUGGGCUUUCACAUUCAGGACUACUGUCUGAACUUUGUCGAUUGCUGCCAGAGAUGUCUCGGCUGUAGAGUGGACCGCAAGAAUUUGCUGGUCGAACACGGCGGCAGAACAGUGCGAGUAAGACCACUGCCAAUCGGCAUCCCAUUCGACAGAUUUGUCUCGCUGGCAGAGACUGCUAAUAAGGUCAUGCAAUCGAAUCAGAAGAUCGUUCUCGGCGUCGAUCGUCUCGAUUACACCAAGGGUCUCGUUCAUAGACUGAAAGCCUUCGAAAUGCUACUGGAGAAGCAUCCCGAGCAUCGUGAGCAGGUGACGAUGCUUCAAAUCGCGGUGCCGUCACGCACGGACGUUCGCGAGUAUCAGGAUCUCAAGCUGGAGAUGGAUCAGCUGAUUGGUUGCAUAAACGGUCGCUUCACAACGCCCAACUGGUCACCCAUUCGUUACAUCUAUGGCUGCGUCAGCCAGGACGAGUUAGCGGCAUUUUACAGGGACGCCGCUGUCGCUCUCGUCACACCGCUCAGGGACGGUAUGAAUUUAGUUGCAAAGGAAUUUGUCGCCUGCCAAAUCAACACGCCGCCGGGAGUACUAAUAGUGUCACCAUUCGCCGGAGCCGGCGAAAUGAUGCACGAGGCCUUGAUCUGCAACCCAUAUGAGAUCGACGAGGCUGCGGAAGUGAUUCACAGAGCUCUUACGAUGCCCGAGGACGAGCGGACGUUAAGAAUGAACCACUUACGUCGUCGUGAGAGGAUAUACGACGUCAACUAUUGGAUGAAGUCUUUCCUUCAAGUGAUGGGAUCGCUCGAAGAGCACGAUUCCGUUGGCGCUACUACGAUGCAGCCCGUGACCAUGGACGAUUUCGAUGAUUACUUGAACAAAUACAUCGGUGAUAAUCAUAAAUUGGCGCUUCUGUUGGACUACGACGGCACGUUGGCGCCCAUUGCCACGCAUCCUGACCUGGCCAUCUUACCGCUCGAGACGAAGAACGUUCUGCAGAGGCUGUCCAACAUGUCAGACGUAUAUAUUGCCAUUAUAUCUGGCAGGAACGUCAACAACGUAAAAUCGAUGGUCGGUAUAGAGGGUAUCACGUACGCCGGGAAUCAUGGACUGGAAAUCCUACAUCCGGAUGGUAGCAAGUUUGUUCAUCCCAUGCCCGCUGAAUUGGAAGACAAGGUGGCCAGUUUGAUGCAGAUACUUCAGGAGCAGCUCUGUAGAGACGGUGCAUGGGUCGAGAAUAAAGGAGCGCUUCUUACGUUCCAUUAUCGCGAGACUCCGAUGGAGAGUCGUCCCAAGAUGGUCGAUCAAGCCAGGAAACUCAUCGAGAACGCAGGAUUCAAGGCCUGCACCGCGCAUUGUGCCAUCGAGGCGAAACCGCCAGUCGAAUGGAACAAAGGUCACGCUUCCAUUUACAUCUUGCGCACGGCGUUUGGAUUAGAUUGGAGCGAACGCAUCAGGAUUAUAUACGCUGGUGACGACGUUACGGAUGAGGACGCGAUGAAGGCCUUGAAAGGUAUGGCUGCUACUUUCCGCGUGGCAUCGUCGCACAUCAUUCGCACCUCCGCCGAAAGACGUCUGCCCAGCACCGAUUCUGUCCUCACGAUGUUGAAAUGGGUCGAGAGGCACCUCAGUAGGCGCAAGCCCCGCAACAGCAUCGACAUCCCAGGCAUUCCAUCGCGAUUUCGACGUAGCAGUGGUGGGAUCACGAUGGAGAUGUCAUACACCCCGCCAAAGACACCUCUCGAGUCCUAGGUGACGCUCAAAUGUCCUCUGCAGUAGCGUAUCAACUAUACCUGAUAUCAUAGGGUUAUAAUGUACCCGUAAAGCAUAAAGUCAAUCAAUAGCAGCGAAAACGGGGCUGUAGCCGAGAGUGGAUAAGGAAAAAAGACGUGCGUCGAAGAAAUUCACAUUUCUAAUGUAAAUUAUGUCGAAUGUAUUAGGUCCGUGCACAAGUUCUUGCCGAUUUUGCAAUUGUUCUUUUCAUUGAAAUGAAAGACAGUACAGCAAAAAUCAAUCCAAGUAUUUUCCAUCCUUUUCUACCUUUUCAUCUUUUUCCAUCUUUCCAGCAACAUGCAAAUACCAAGAACUUACGCACCGAUCUAAAUUAGGCAAAUUAAUUCGGUGCUUUUUUUUGAGGAAAUUCAGUCUUCAAUUGCUUUCUUUUUUUUCGAGAACGAAUUCGUCAGUUGUACUAAUAAGUUGUAAUAAUAAAGAUUAGUUUCUUCAAAAAAACCGAAUUAAUUUGCGCAUCUAUAAUAGCUGGCGAAGAGAUUGUAUCGCGAUUGGAAAUUUAAGAGAAACGGUAUAGUUUUCUUUGAACUUGAACUAUAUUGCGCCACCGAUAGUCAUCCCAAGUCAUAGCUUAACAAUUACGAAGAUUAGAAUCGAUUCUAACGUUUUAAACGUCGAUUGAUAUAUCAAUAUAGUUUUCCAUACCGACUUUAGAAUUGGACGAGAAGAAAAGAAAAAAAAGAGACCAAAUAUCGCAUGUUUUAAUCAGAGACGUUAUAAUAAGUUUUAACUAUAUACGAUCGAUGUUUAUCGUGCGACUGAAAUUUUUAAUUUGGCUCUGCUAUGUUUUCCCGUUGCAGUUUUGCGUUUCUCUGCCAAGCUUGUAGCAUUUGAAUUCCAAGUCUUUAGAUUCUCGCUCAAUAAAAGAAUAAAUAUUCGUAAUAAACGGUUAACUAUUAUAGAUUCUACAUAUUAUACACCUGUUGACUAUAUUGUAUCUCGUUAACAAUUUCUACCAAUGACAAAGAUGUGACAAAAUGAAAGUACGGAUGCGUCAAGCUGAUACCAAAAUUGACUUAUUUUAUUGUAUUCUUCUUUUGUUUCUCUUUCUAUUAAAAAUUAUAGCGCAAAUGCCUAAAUAUUGGUGGUUACACAUCAAAUGUCUGCGACAUUACGAGAAUCUGAAUUGUAUAUUUGUUUAUCAAAUUUUAUCGUUCUUCCGAGAAUGAAAUUCGUGCAGUUUGGCAAAUUCGUUCGAGUCACUCGUAGAGUUAAAAGGAUCCUUUUUUGCUCUAAUGCAGCAUUAACGUAUCGUGCGUAUAUAAUGUAGAGAGGAAAAAGUUUACUUUUUUAGUUGUUAGAUAGUCUCUGUAUAUAUCUGGUUAGGUCCUCCAACCAAGUUACUAAAAUAUGAUGUCAAUUUUUCAUCUUAUAUCGCGUAAUAUACGAUAAGAUGAUACAGACGUGCCGAUAUAGCGAUAAGAAUCGUAUUCGGUGCUUUUUUUUCGAAGAAAUUUAGCUCUUUUUCGAGAGGAGAUUCGUCUGAGCGAUGGAGAAAAAUAUUAGAAAAUGAUGGUAAAUAUUUCGAAGAUUGACAUGUCUUAUUUCUUUGUAAAUAAAGAUUCCAUUUCUUCAAAAGAAGCACUAAAUUAAUUUGCGCACCAACUAUAUUACGUCAAGUUUAGCAAAUCGUGUAUCGCGAAUAAAUAGUCGACUAGAGCGAAAGGAGGGACUCCGACAGAAUGAUAAAAUAGAUUUUACACUUUUUCUAAUUGUAAGUAGGAUAAGAUACGUGAUGUAUAAAGAAAAGGAUGUAAAGAGUAUUGAAAUCUUACUUGGUAUAGUCAUUGUUGUUUGUGUGUACAAUGAUUAGCGAUAAUUAAAAAAAUAAGAAAAAGAAUUAUCUAUUAUCUAUUAAAACGUAUUUGUGUAACGUUAUGUGUUGCGUGAUGUGCGUUUCACAGUAUCUUCACAGUAUCGGAUAAUAACAAUCAUAAACUAGUACAAACUGGUAGCGCGUAUCCGUUCCAUGUCACGUGAGCUUAUUCCGAAGCGAGAAAUCUCGGAAAAAAUAACGCACAAGUAUCACUGGUAUCGUUUAGUAGUUGCACAAAGUAAUUCAAAAUAACUUAAAGAAAAUCGUGACGAAAGAGAGACAGUAUAUAUUUACGAUUGCGACAGAAUUUACAAAUUGCAUAAGUAAAAAAAAAUCGCUAUAGCAGGCAUUGGUGAAUAAAAAAGUGAUACGUAUUUAAUGUUCGUUAAGAGUCGAUAUUUAUCAAGACGAUUUUCUUACAGAGACAUUGGUUUACAAUUAAUAACUUUUAUCUCUCAUUGAAACGUAGCUUUAUUCUGAAAAAAAACUUUAUUUUCCAAUUUUCUUUAACGUAAUUUCAGCAUGGAUGCUAAAACGAGACAAAUUCUCUUAUUUAUUAACAAAAUUAAUGAAUUAAAUUAACGUAAUUUAGUCGCUCGAUAGUUGGUCGCAGAAAUGAUGAACUUGACGAUCAAAGGGUUAAUGUUCCAUAACACGUAGGGAGAACGAUUACAGAUAGAAAGAAAAAGCAAUCGACUAUUGCCAUUUCAGAACCCCGAAGCGUUAGAAACGUAGAUUAAAUUCACUAAUCUCCAUACUAUCGCCCCUAUACAGGUAUUUAUUAGUCAAUUAGAACAAUCGUUGGUCAACAAACGAAAUGUUGGUCAUGAAACAAAAGUGAGCCAAUGUUCGGCGAGAAGCAACGCGAAUGUAAAUUGUUACUGUCGAGUCUACGCUCUAUCGAAUACCGACACACGCAAUGCCAUAUCUGUAAGUAAAUGAAUAAAAAAGAAAAGUACGUAUGCGCGCGCGUGUAUAAUAUAUGUAAAUAUACGCGUACAGGAACAGGAUCCUACAACGUGUCCUUGAAGCAAAAUCUCUUCCUCCCUUUUGAAGAAAAAUCUUUUGUAUCAAAAAAAAGGAGAGAAAAGAGCAAAAAAGACAAAAAAAAACAAAAACACAAACUAUUAUACGUUUUGUACGAGUACUUAGUUUUUACCUCGUUAUACGUUACUAUACAUGGGUGUAUAUAAAAUAAAAACACGCGCGAGAUAGUACGAGCAAACGACUCUAAACUGGUUUGCACUCGUUUCCUGUAAAACCGACUACAAAACAACACAGAAAUAAACAUGGUUUAUAAAUUA